This is a messenger RNA of Suillus subalutaceus, 1473 nucleotides long. RefSeq names its product TAFII55 protein conserved region-domain-containing protein. Gene Ontology annotation, molecular function: RNA polymerase II general transcription initiation factor activity. The coding region runs from base 1 to 1473 and encodes 490 amino acids. The record is from RefSeq and is a predicted model, not a curated record. Lineage: Eukaryota; Fungi; Basidiomycota; Agaricomycetes; Boletales; Suillaceae. The transcript is spliced from 5 exons. Gene Ontology annotation, biological process: RNA polymerase II preinitiation complex assembly; transcription initiation at RNA polymerase II promoter. Gene Ontology annotation, cellular component: transcription factor TFIID complex.
AUGGAUGACGACCUUAUAGUCGUGGACGAUAUUGACGAACAACAAGCGGGCCCGUCUACCGUCAAUGGCGCUAAGCCGAUCCCUCCCACUCAACCGCAGAGAACACGGCCCCUUCGUGCCGCCGCAGAACAUGCAAUGGCUACAACCCUUCGUCUAAGGGGCACCCCCGAGCCUUCCGAGCGAACGACGCGCUCAUCAUUAGCAAAGAACCGGCCCCAACCAAAGCUAAAACUCAAGCUCAGCGAUAAAGCAGCUGCGCAGGCUCCCGGAAUGUCAUUCCUGGGUUCAUAUGAUCGGGAGUUGGACUCAGAUGAUGAGGACCUUGCUUUUGAAGAACAAUUCAUCAUCCGCAUGCCGCCUGGGGAUGAUUGUGAAAGGUUGCGCAAGAUAGUUUCCUCCAGAGAAGUCGGGAAUGAUAUAUGGUUUAAAUUCAAAGGCGAGUGGCCUCCUCUCACAGUGGUCGGGUUGCUCGAACUUUACCUAGACUCCCGCCGAGGGGUCUUCCAUAUUGGAAAUACCUUGUAUUCCUUCAAGCUUGUCGAUCUUCCAUGUAUCAUUGAAGCGCAGAAGACCUUGGACAACAAGCAAAUGUUCAAAGUAGCAGACAUAUGUCAGAUGCUUGUGGUUGAAAACCGCAUUCCAAAUGAGGAGUCGUUUACAACAACUCGUAAUGUGAAUGUCGAUGAGUUCAUUUGGCCGCACGGUAUCACGCCGCCGUUGCACCAAGUUCGCAAACGAAGAUUUCGAAAGAGGGUUAACAAGAGGACCAUUGAAAGUGUCGAGGAGGCGGUCGAGCGGUUGUUGGCCACGGAUGAACUUGCUUCGGAGGUCAAAUAUGAUGUUCUGGAAAAUGUCAACCCAGAUCUUUCCGACUCGGAAUUCAUCGAACGAGAUGAGCCUAUGGAUGCACCCACACCCGGUGUCGUUGGCUCGGAGGCAGGCGAUGCUCCUACGCCAGGACCAGACUUCGGGGGAGAUGAGGGGGAAGCCGAGGAAGCAGAAGAAGAUGAAGGUGAAGGUGACAUCGACGAAGACCUCGCCGCAGAACUAGAUCUUGCCCUCGGUGAUGAAGACGAGGAGGGUGAGGGUGACGACGAGGAGGAUGACGAGGAGGAUGAAAGUGAGGAAGAGGAUGAGGACGACGAUGACGAAGAAGCGCAGGAGAGGAAGUUAUUGAAUGAAGAAAUCAGGGACCUUGAAGCUGCCGUAUUGAAGAAGCAAACUGAAAUUGCCAGCUCUGCAAAUCCUCUGAUCAAGAAACGGUUUGAGGAUGCACUACGGAAAUUAUCAGCUGACCUUGAAAUGAAGGUUGCCCAGAGAGAUGAGAUGAAAGAAAGACAACAGCGGAAGAGGGAGGGUAUUGCGCCAGAAGAUCCAGACACAGACCCAGAGGGAGCUACUCAGGAAGAAGUAGAUCAAACAAUGGGAGAUCUAUUUGGGUCCGACGACCACGCCGCAAUGGACAUUGGUUGA